Suncus etruscus (white-toothed pygmy shrew) is the source of this 267-nucleotide messenger RNA. RefSeq names its product otospiralin (gene OTOS). The coding region runs from base 1 to 267 and encodes 88 amino acids. The record is from RefSeq and is a predicted model, not a curated record. Lineage: Eukaryota; Metazoa; Chordata; Mammalia; Eulipotyphla; Soricidae. Gene Ontology annotation, biological process: sensory perception of sound. The transcript has 3 exons.
AUGAUGAACUGCCUGGUUCCAAUACUAGCCCUCUGGCUGCUGCUGGGGGCUCUCGUGGGGGCCAAGCCUGUGCAGGAGGCAGACCCCUACGAAGAGCCGCCGGCCCUGCCCUACUGGCCCUUCUCCACCUCGGACUUCUGGAACUACGUGCAGCACUUCCAGGCGCUGGGGGCCUACGAGCAGCUUGAGGACAUAGCUCGCACCUUCUUCGCGCACUUCCCUCUGGGGACCACCCUGGGCUUCCACGUUCCCCUUGGGGAGGACUGA